UGACCGUAGAGAUGGCAGAGGAUGAGGUGCAGUAUGCUUCGGUGGUUGUUAAAAGCAAAAAGUCCCCAAGAGCUACAACAGAGGAAGACAUUGUGUACGAUGAAGUGAAGAUAUCAAACCAAAAAGCUCAGCAAACGCCUGAGACAAACGGACCUCUGUUAGACAAGGCAGCAGAAAAAUGUCGGCGCUAUCAGCAGCUGGCUUGCUGUUUUGGGAUUCUCUGUGUCCUUUUGGUCCUGAGCAUCAUUGGAGUCUGUGUUUACCUUGCAACGGUUCGUGAGAGCACUGGAAAUGAACUUAAUGAGCUUAAAUCAAACCUGACCAGACUCAACAACAAAUUCACUUCAGAUUAUGAGAAUCUGAAGGUUCAGUUCAACAACCUGACUGCGACUUCUACUGCCUUAGAAAACAAGAUCACCACGUUGACUGCAGAAAACCAAGACCUGAGGAGAGAAAAGAAAAACCUCACAGAACAAAUAGAAACUAUGGAGAAAACUUGGAAUGAGCAGAACGUCAGUCGAGCUCAGUGGAGUAUUGAUGAAUACUGUCCUAAAGGAAAUAAAGGGAGAAGUUGCACUUCUUGCCAGAAAGGAUGGGGAAAACAAUUUUCCAGCUGUUAUGCAUAUAAUGACGCUAAGGAGUCUGAUCAGAGAAACUGGGAAGGUGCACGAGAGGAUUGCAGUACGAAGAACUCAGAUUUGACUGUUGUGUUCGAUCAAAUAGAAAAGGAUUAUGUCAAAACACAGAGUCCAGUUAUAGAAGGCAUCCAAGGAUACUGGAUUGGUCUCAAAGCUGAAGGAGGGAAAUGGAAAUGGAUUGAUGGAAGUGAACUGACCAAUCAAGCCUGGAUACAGCAGCAGCCUGCAGUUGAUGGUCAGUGUGUAACUUCUCUCCAGGGCAGAGAAUGGAGAUCAGAGAGCUGUGAUGAAAAGAACGCAUGGAUCUGUGAGAAGAAGGCUUUAUCUGUUUAAAGAUGAAAUACUCAGAUUCAGGGAAGUUAUCUGGAAAGCUUUAAACACAAAAAAAUAAAAAUUUAGAAGUUAAUAUAUUUUAUCAAAUGUUUGCUAUAAAACUGUGUUUUGAGUGCAUCUCAUAUUUAUUGUGAAAAAUUUAGAGAUUUUAACUUAAAGCCUGAUUUAAGACACCAGAAUUUAGAAAACAUUUAAGAGGCACACAGUAGCUGUUCAUGAGUUUGGAGUUUUUUUUUUAGGUUUUUCUGAUUAUUCUGAGCUGCAAUACUUACAGUUUAUAAACAGACAGGAUUCAGUUCCAUGUUUCCUAAAUUUUUUACUGAGAGUUUCUGAAUUAAUUUUAAUAUUAAUUAAUAACCAUGAUUAUAGGACCCUCACUUUGUGUUUGUGAUAGGAUCAUGAGUAUACAUAUUUAGAUGCUCCUGCUUGUUUAAAUAUAUCAUAGUCGUGUCCUUGGGCAAGACACUUCACACACACUUUGCCUACUGGCGGUGGUCAGAGGGCCCGGUGGCGCCGGUGCAUGGCAGCCUCGCCUUUGUCAGUCUACCAGGGCAGCUGUAGUUACUAACAUAGCUCACCACCGUCAGGGUGUGAAUGACUGUAGUG
Fundulus heteroclitus (mummichog) is the source of this 1577-nucleotide messenger RNA. Its product is annotated as killer cell lectin-like receptor subfamily B member 1B allele A. The record is from RefSeq and is a predicted model, not a curated record. The coding region runs from base 12 to 971 and encodes 319 amino acids. Lineage: Eukaryota; Metazoa; Chordata; Actinopteri; Cyprinodontiformes; Fundulidae. The transcript is spliced from 7 exons.